This is a messenger RNA of Falco peregrinus (peregrine falcon), 8040 nucleotides long. It is a transcript of the gene NWD2, whose product is annotated as NACHT and WD repeat domain containing 2. Bases 1070 to 6301 code for a protein of 1743 amino acids. Lineage: Eukaryota; Metazoa; Chordata; Aves; Falconiformes; Falconidae. The record is from RefSeq and is a predicted model, not a curated record. Gene Ontology annotation, molecular function: protein binding. The transcript has 7 exons.
UGCUGCCAGGUCCCUGCCUGCCGCCCCUCCCCGGGAGGUUUCUAAACUGUGCGGCUCGCCGAAGGCCUGCCGCCCGCUGGGGCUGGGGCCGCCGCACCGCACCGCACCGCACCGCACCACCAGCCUCCAGCGGGGACCGGCCCGCCGCCCCCGCCCGCCCCGGCGCACGGCGGAGCCGCGGCCCGACCCCGCCGCCCUCCUGAAUAUUUCAUCGGCGCUGCCCGACGGGAUGCCCCGCCACUGACUGCUGCAAAGGGACCGCAUCCCGCCGGCUGCUAGUCUCGCUGCUUCCUUCCUCUUUCAUUCUUCAAACCGGGGCUUUUCAUUUAUUCCGAUAAAUAAAUAACUGAUUAAAAAAAAAAGAAAAAAAGAAAACAAGCAGCAAGAGCAUCACUCUUUUGUAUCUGAGCAGGUGGGACUCCGGUGCAGGUGACUACAGAACAAAACACAAGAAAAGGGCUCUGAACUUCGGAGCGCGGAGGAUGAGGCGGCAGCGGUUUUCCUAUAAAAAUCCGAUCCCGGGGCUGUGACACACUCGGAGGAGGGAAGGCGCCGUCAGCCUUGCCGGAGACGUCCCUGCGUUGGACAACCGCAAGCCCUCGGGGGCGGAGGGGACCCCGAGAGACCCGCCGGCCCCACCGCGCAGUGGCUCUCCCGGCGCCCGGCUCUCCCGCUGCUCUCCGCGGCGGCCGGGGCCGCAGGCGGGCGGUGCUGGGGGUGCAGGCGGCCGCCGUCCCGCCGCCCGCCGCCCCCGCCGCGCUCGGCACCGCUCCGCCGCAAACUUUCUUCCCGCGCCCUCCCCGCCGCCGGCCGCCGCUGGGCAGCGGCGCGGGGGGGUCCGGCGCCUCGCCUCCUCGCUGCCCCCGCGCUCCGGCGCCGGGCGGCGGCUCCAGCCUCGACCGCGCCGCCGCCGAGGAGGCGGGCAGCGGCCCCGGGCGGCCGGAGGGUCCGCAUGGCCGCUGCCGGCGAGCCGGUGGCGAGCGCCGCUGCCGCCGCCGCGGCGCUCCGGCGGCUGCCCUGAGCCGGGGCCCGGCGGCCGCCUGCGAGGACCGCCCUGCGGCUCGGCGCGAUGUGGCCGGCCGGGGCGGGCGGCAGGCUGCCCUGCCCGCGGGACGCGGCGCUGCGGCGGGCGGCUUUCUCCGGCAACCUCGCAGCGCUGCCGUCCCACCUGGUGCCGAGCGGCAGGAGCGUCCGCGUCUUCAUCAGCGCCAACCCAGAAGAUACAAUAGCAGAAAGGAGCACCCUAAGAGAACACGUGUAUCCUAAGCUGAGAGAAUUCUGCAGGGAAAACUAUGGGCUGGAAUUUCAGGUCAUAGACUUAUACUGGGGAGUUGAAGCAGAUGAAUGGGACAGUCCUGAGCUGCAAAAGACUCGCAUGAAGCUGUUAGAAGAUUGCUUGAAAAGUUCUGCAGGUCCAUGUUUUGUUGGCCUAUUGGGAGAGAAGUACGGGAAUAUCCGAAUACCAGGGGAAGUUGAGUCAGCAGAAUUUGAAAUGAUCCUGGAUGCUGCUGUAGAAGCCAAGCUAGAGACAAGGAUUUUAGAAGAGUGGUACUGCAGGGAUGAGAAUGCAGUGCCACCAGCAUAUUACCUCAGACCAAAAUCUGAAAUGCUGAAGAACUACCAGAAUACAAUGGAAUCUUCUUCAAACUCUGUUAAUGAAAACAAAUGGCAAGAUAUAUCAGAAGAGAUUAAGAAAAUUUUUAAGACUGCUGUGAAAUUGCUGUAUGAGAAAGGAAAAAUGAAACACAGCCAAGCAAAGAGAUACCUUUCCUCUGCUAUUGAAGAUGAACUUGAUUUUGCCUUGGGUAAACAAACACCCGCUUUCCUAAAGAAGUGUGUUUGCUACAUUCGGAAAAUUGCCAACAUUGAGCGUUUUGUUAAAAUUCCAGAGAUGGGAAAAUACAUGGAUGUGGUGCAUACAGCUGGGAAGUUUCUACGAGAUCCUGAAGCCCAUGAGAAACUGAUCAAGCUCAGGGAUGAAUUCAUUCCUACCAUUGUCGCAUCGUCCAAUCUGAGAGUGUACACAUCUGUCACUCACUGUGACAUGAAACUGGGUUACUCCCAAGAAGUGGAGAACCAUUACAUUGAAGGACUCGGUAAACAGUUCUAUGAAGACAUGAUUGAUAUAAUCCAAGCAACAGUGCAGCAGAAUUUUGACACUGAGACAGACUUGCUGUACGAUGAAGUUCUUCAGCACUCAUCGCUAUGUAAAACAUACUCCGCUUUUUAUGAAUAUAGAUGCGAGGCACUAAACAUAGUUCACAAGUACGUUCUACCUAGCAAAAUAGGACAUAUUAACCCUCUUAUCAUAUAUGGAGGACCAUGCACAGGGAAGACUCUUUUAUUAGCUGAAGUGGCGAAGAAGGCCUAUUCCUGGUUGCAAGAAGAAAUGGGACCAGAUUCUGACCCUGUGGUAGUUAUAAGAUUUUUGGGAUCCACCGAAACAAGUACAGAUCUGAAGAAUAUACUUCAAAGCAUUUGUGAACAAUUAGCAGUCAACUAUCGUUGCCUCGUACAAAGUUACCCAAAAAAGAUUCAUGACCUUCGGGACUUGUUCAUAAAUCUCUUGAAUGAGUCUUCAUUCCACAGGCCACUGGUGAUAAUAUUUGAUGCCCUAGAACAGCUAACAGAUAGUGAUGAUGGUAGGAAGCUCUGGUGGCUUCCCAUUCACCUUCCCCGUUCAGUACGGAUAAUUUUGUCAACACUGCCAAACAAGCAUGGGAUCCUGCAAAAACUGAGGUGCCUUAUUCAUGAAGAAAAUAACUACAUUGAAUUGACUGCAAGGGACAGAAAGAUGUGUAGCCAAGUACUAAAACAUCAGCUGCUGCGAGUUAAAAGAAAAGUAACAUCAGGGCAACAAAUCUACGUCAAUGAAGCAUUCUCCAAGUGUACACUGCCUAUGUUUGUGAACUUAACCUUCAGAGAGGUCAGGAACUGGAGAUCUCACAAAGAUGUAGAUGAGUCCUCCCUCUGCGUCACUGUCCAUGAAAGCAUAGAGCAGUUGUUUUGGUCACUGGAAAACAAGUGUGGAUCAAGACUAUUGUCAAGAGCACUUGGCUACAUCACGAUGUCCAAAUCUGGCCUAAGUGAAAUGGAACUGGAAGAUAUUUUAGCUCUUGACAACAGUGUUAUGUAUGAACUGAGUGAGAGUGUCAGAGAAAGUAACCCACUGAGAAUUCCAUAUAUAUACAUUGCAAGGCUUAAGGAGGGCUUACAGGGGUACUUAAUAGAGCGACAGGUGAAAAAUGUAACACUGCUGCUUUGGGCAAAUAGGCACUUGCAACUAAUUGCCCAGAAAUUGUACCUGCAAAAUGAAGAAGACUUGCAUGAAAUGCACACUGUCAUGGCAGAGUAUUUCCUUGGUGUUUGGUCAGGUGGACGAAGGAAACCUUUUUACAGUAAUGACCAGUAUCUGAAUGGUUGCCCUGCCCCUGACAGUAGAGGCCUGAAUGAGGAUGAAAAGCACUACGUAGAUCAGACUGCUUUUGACAGGCAGGCACCUGAUCAGCCAUGGGUCUUUCAGUGUAAUCCAUUAGAGCCUGAUAUCUUUUUUAUCAAUCACAGAAAAAUGACAGAGCUUAUUCAUCACUUGACACGAUGUGGAAGAACAGAUGAUCUUCUGUACGGAGUCAUUAUGAACUUCAGCUGGCUGUACACCAUGAUUAGAAUAGGGCAGUUCGAUAAAGCACUUUCUGACAUAGAACUGGCUUACACCUACUCUCAAGAAAAGGAACUGAAAUUUCUGGCCAGUACCCUCCGCAGUAUAAAGUUCAAAGUAGUAAAAUACCCAGGUUCGCUCUCUGCUGAAUUGCAGCAGAGGCUUCUCCCAGUAGUAAGUUCAUUGCCCAAACUCAGACAUCUCCUCUUAGAAUGUGACAAGGAUGGACCAAAGUACUGUUCUAUUGUCCCUUUGCAUUCCUCCAUGGAUGUGACUUACAGCCCUGAGCGCCUGCCGCUGUCAUCCAGCUGCAUGCACGUCAUCGAGAUUUUGCCUACUUUUAAUCCCAGUACAAUUAUUGCUGCUUUAGAAAAUGGCUCCAUCAGCACUUGGGAUGUAGAGACCCGCCAGUUACUAAGGCAGAUUACAACAGCUCCAUCUGUUAUUUUAGGCAUGAAGCUUACUAGUGAUGAAAAGUACCUUAUAGUGGCUACAACAAAAAACACUCUUUUGAUAUACGAUAACAUAAAUUCCUGUCUUCUGUCUGAGGUGGAAAUUAAGGGGACAAAACAUUGUGGAGUUGGGGGGGGCUCCAGUUUUAUAAACGGAUUUACGUUAUCAGUCAACCAUGUGCUUGCUUGGCUGGAGGCCAGCAAAGAUGUUACUGUAAUAGAUCUGCUUUACGGUUGGCCUCUCUAUCACUUCCAUUGCUGGUAUGAAGUGACCUGUGUGCAGUGUUCUCCAGAUGGAGUUUAUGCAUUCUGUGGACAGUACUUGAACACUGCAACCAUUUUUCACUUGGGCAGUGGUGAGAAACUGGCCACUGUGACCUCUGAAUUUUCUGGUGGAUUUGUGAAAUUCCUUCUCAUUCUGGACACCGCGCAAGAAAUGGUGAUGGUAGACAGUGAGGGUAGCCUCUCUGUUUGGAAUACAGAGGAAAUAGCGAAUCCCCAGCUUACAGAUGACUUUGACUGUAGGAGAGAAGACAGUGAAGUUGUCAGCAUAGAGCUUUCUGAAGACCAAAGUGCAAUUUUAAUUUGUAAGGCUCUCAGCAUUGAACUUCUUGACACUCAUGUGUGGAAGGUGGCUGAAAAGUUUAGAGCUAAACACAACGAGCGCUUCAUCUCUGCCGUGUUGUCCAAAAACGGCAACUGUAUAAUUGCUUCAAUGGAAAAUACCUCAGCCAUUUUUGUUUGGAGAAGAGAUACAGGACAGUGUAUGGCAAGCUUACAGGAAAUCUCAGGAACUAUAGUCAGGCUAAUUAAAUCAAAUCAUCAUAACAUGCUGCUAUCCUUAUCCACCAGUGGUGUCCUUUCUAUUUGGGAUAUAGACAUCAUAACUGCUAUGUCCAAUAUUGACAAAUCUGGCAAGCCUAUCCAAAGACUGGUGUUGCCAGCCAGAGGUGAAUUAAUAUACACAUUGGAUGGAUCAGAUUCUGUCCAUAAAUGGAACUUCAGUACUGGAUUUAUUGAAGCUGUGUUCAAGCACGAAGGUAUCGUUGAAAACUGUGUGCUGACCUCUUCUGGAGAGAUUAUGGUUACAUCAGAUGAUAAAUGCAGCCAGUACGUAUGGCACACAGUUAGUGGUGAAAAUAUCUUUCGCAUUAAUGGACAAAAAAUCUCGGAGCUAAUGAUUACUCAUAAUGAUCAAUUUGUAGUCUCUCUCUGUGAGCAAAAUGCAUCCAGAGUUUGGCGACUGGCUACAGGGCAUAGAGUUUGCAAUAUUUUAGUUGCCUUACAGAAUGCAUUUAUAACAACUGCAAAUACAUUCGUAGUCGGAAUGGCGAAGAAUAAAGUGUUGGCAGUGAGUCUCUGGACAGGCAGUAUAACCAAGAAGUUUUGCUGUGAUGAUGGUGCAAGCAUUGUGGAUAUUAAGCUGAUACCAGACUGCCCAGAUAUUGUAGUAUUUAUAACAUCUACUGAAACUGUGAACAUCUGGAGCCUAACAGAGGAAGUCAUCUGCAGACGUGUACAACUGCCUACCAAUUUCUUAAAAAAUUUGGAAGACUUUGAAAUAUCCCCAAAUGGGAAGCUAGGAAUUAUAACCCGUGGUGAUGAGAACAUCAAUGUGCUUGAUUUAUACAGUGGAAAACUCCGUGUGGUUCACGCUCCAGGUGUCAUCUGGCGGCAGAGGCUGUCUCGUGAUGGCCGCUAUCUUGUGUACAUCUGUUUCCGCAGUGAAGAAGAUGAUGACAAUGGUGCGGUCUCUAGCUUAAUUGUAAUGAGGCUAGCGGAUGGCAAAAACAUCGGUGCCUGUUCUCUUUAUAAAACUCCCACUUUUCUUGCACUCUCACAGAGACAUUUAAAUAUUAUUAUUGGAUUUGAUGAUGGAAGUAUAGGUACUUACACUGUAGUGGAUCGAGUUGAUGCUGCACUGAAAAUCAAAAUUGCUACUUCAAACAGCCGUCAGAUUUUCAACAAUACAACACAGGUGAUUAGGCCAAAAUGUCACAAUUACAGCUUCAAAGUGACUGCAGACUGCAUUUGGAGGGAAUCAACGGAAGUAUUUGCAAGGGAUAGCCCCAUUACAGUUACAGAGCCCGAGGUGAGUGAAGCAACACCAACCAAAAAACACAACUAUUGCUAUGAGAAAGUGUGCUCAGCCAUAGAUUGCAGAGGACACAGUUUUGCUCCUGACAACUGAGUAACCAUCGGGAUGAUCUUAUCUGAAUAACAGUAUACAUGCAUAGAUUUGUCUUCUGAAUUCACGUAAAAAACAGUGCAUUUCUUGGAAGACAGACAGAAACAGCAGAGGGCAGACCAGCUGUUUUUUCCUCAACAAAUAUUCUUACAUUUAUGUAAACAUAAAAACAAACGUAAAGCAAAUGGGCUGCAGGGUUUUUUAAUUUUCGGAAUACAAGGUUCAGUCCAGGAUUUCACCAGGGCCUUGAUUAAAAAUUUCUAGCAAUACUAUCAAAAUUGUUAUGCUAUUACAGAAGUUAGGUGAUCUUAUCUGGGAUUGACAAACUGUUUUAAUUAGAACUAAAGCUCCACAUGAUCGAUGAGAAGAGUCAGACCACUAUUUUAUAUACCAAGUCACCUAGAUGGGUCUAUAGCUAACAGCCAACUUUAUACCCACUUGCAAAAAUGUGUUUUUCUGCUUGAUGGUGCAAUGACAAGAUGUCACCUGCCAACCUGGAACACUUGAUACAUUCCAUCAUCAUUUAAAUAAUACGUACUACUUUUUUUUUUUUUUUUAAUUGGGAUUAAUCUUUGGGUUGAAAGUAGUAGGUGCCAGUAGCUGCAAACAUGUCAACAUGUGAGGUGAUAAGUAUUUGUUCACCUCAAUGAAUGGACUGAAAGAUUAUUUUUUUUAAUUGCAUGCAGGGAUUUCAGGUUUCUGUAUUGUGAUAAAAAUGAUAAAAACCUAGGUCAUAAAAGGAAUAUAGGAUUUUGGGUUUUAUUUUUGGUUUGGGGAAUUUUUUCGUCUUCACAAUGUGUAUUAGUAUAGGUUGUAAUGGAAACUUUUUCAAAAAGAAAGGGCGUUACAAAAGAACAGUUAAACAUAUUAAUUUUUUUAUGUUAAAAGGUUGCUAUCCAUUUUGUUGUCAGAAAGUCUAAAGGAUCUCCUAUGUCCCAAAAGUAAUUUAAAUAGAAAGUUUUCAGACAUACCAUGUAUUAGUCUCGAUAACAUUUGCCUUACUAUCAUUUCUGUUCUUUCUGAUGAUAAAUACAGAUCAGAUGACCAAACACUCUGGGACUGCUUGUAUAUGUGCUGAAAUACUCCACUAAAUGUAAAGGCUGUCCAAAGGUCCUUUACUGGUCCAAUUUGUAAUGGGUUUUUCUUACUUCCACAUACUUACAAGCUUCACUUUCUGCUUUAGAACUGUUCUGAGCCUUUUUUACAAUUUUACCAGUUUCAAGGCAGAAAUUGUGAAAUAAUGAGAAAUGCUUCAGAAAAAAAAAUUUCAUUUACCCAAGUAAAAAAAUAAAACAAAACUGGUCAACAUCUGAAAGGAUAAGAAGAUUUUUCCCUCCUUACAUAUCUUAAAGAUAGCACACCUGUGGAAAUAUUUUCAAAUCAUUUAAACAAAACAGUUUUAUUUUUAAAAUCAGAACGCCAUGCCACAAAUUUUCAAGAAAUGAAUGCUAAGCUAGAAUUUAAUGUAGUGUGUGAAUGUUCAGUGUACAAGCCAAUAUAGUAUAUUAAGUGACUUGAAUGAUUUUUCCUAAAUUGUUUGCAACCAAUAGAUCAUAUUGAAUGUUUUUAUGUAAACUUUGUAUUGUUGGGAAAACCUACCCAAUCAGAGAUUUAUAUUUUCAUAAAUGUCAAAUUUAGUUAAAUUUUGUUACAGAGUUGUUACAUUAGAAAUCUAUUGCAGUCUUCAAACAAUAUACAGUCUUGUGUAUGCAUUGUUUGUACUAAUAAACUAUGGAAACAGA